GCAAGGCAUUUUUUUCCCCCACUCACUCUGCAGCAUGCAGCUCACAGAGAGGAAAAUGGAAAAGUCAUUGUGCACGUUGGCUGCAGUCAUUUUUCUGGGAGGAUAUUUUGACGCAGCGCAGCUGACAGAUGAUACAACAACUGAGGUUCAUUUAUUGUUAAACAGCACAAGUACAGCUGCGUCUGUCACUGUGCAGCUGCAGCAUCACAGCACAGCCAAAACGACUCCAACAGCGGCACAGAAGUUACACACCACCGCUGUAACGAAAAAAAAGCUGCACAGAAAAAACAUCACCCGGGACAGUGAGGAGGAAAACAACGGAGAAAAGAAACAUGCGAGCAAGACAGACGACAAGAAAACACAACUGGAGUGUCCUCCUCUUGGCCUGGAGUCUCUGCGUGUCGAUGAUAGCCAGAUCCGGGCUUCUUCCUCCCAGAGGUCGGGUCUGGGUCCUCACAGGGGGAGGCUGAACAUCCAGUCUGGCAUAGCGGACGGAGACCUGUACGAUGGAGCCUGGUGUGCGGAGUAUAAGGACCAGAACCAGUGGCUGGAGGUGGACGCCAUCUACCUCACGCUGUUCACCGGAGUCGUCCUGCAGGGAAAGAAUUCCAUCUGGAGUUGGGACUGGGUUCACACCUACAAAGUGCAGCUGAGUAAUGACUCUGUGACCUGGAAAACCUGCAUGAACAGGACUGAAGAGGCGAUAUUUGAAGGGAACCAGAACGCAUGGGCUCCGGUGCUCGCUGUGCUUCCUGUUCCCACGGUUGCCCGUUUUAUCCGCAUCAACCCGCAGACCUGGUACAUCAACGGAACCGUGUGCCUGCGGGCGGAGAUCCUCGGCUGCCGGGUGCAUGAUCCAGAUGGCAUCUACUCAUCGGAGCAGGAUUUAGGAUCAAAAGACCCUCUGGACUUCAGACAUCACAACUACAAUGAGAUGAGGAAGCUCAUGAAGUCUGUAACGAAGGAGUGCCCGGACAUCACGCGGAUCUACACCAUCGGGAAGAGCUACACCGGACUCAAACUGUACGUCAUGGAGAUCUCAGACAACCCUGGAAAACAUGAACUAGGCGAGCCGGAGUUUCGCUACGUGGCCGGGAUGCACGGGAACGAGGCUCUGGGCCGAGAGCUCGUCCUCAACCUCAUGCAGUAUUUGUGCAAGGAAUACAAGAAGGGCAACCAGCGCGUCGUCCGGCUGGUGACCGACACUCGGAUCCACCUGCUGCCCUCCAUGAACCCCGACGGAUACGAGGAAGCUUAUAAGAAGGGCUCUGAGCUGGCGGGAUGGGCUGAGGGACGAUACAGUUUUGAAGGAAUCGACUUGAAUUCUAACUUUCCGGACCUGAACAACAUCAUGUGGGACGCCGAGGAGAUGGCCACCGAUAAGUCUAAAGUGUCCAACCACUACAUCCCCAUGCCAGAGUACUACACUCAGGAGGACGCCAUGGUUUCACCAGAGACGCGUGCGGUCAUCAGCUGGAUGGAGGAUAUUCCCUUCGUGCUCAGUGCUAACCUUCAUGGGGGGGAGCUGGUGGUCUCGUAUCCCUUUGACUGCACCUGGGGCUGGGCCCCCCAGGAGGACACCCCCACGGCCGACAACGCUUUCUUCCGCUGGCUGGCGACCGUGUACGCCUCCACUAACCUGGUGAUGGCCAACCCCAACCGACGCCUCUGCCACUACGAGGACUUCCAGGUGCACAACAAUAUCAUCAAUGGGGGGGCCUGGCACACCGUCCCUGGGAGUAUGAAUGAUUUCAGUUACAUGCACACAAACUGCUUCGAGGUGACGGUGGAGUUGUCUUGUGAUAAGUAUCCUCACGUCAGCGAGCUUCCCAUCGAGUGGGAGAACAACAAAGAGUCUCUGUUGGUGUACAUGGAGCAGAUUCACAGAGGCAUCAAGGGUGUCGUAAGGGAUAAAAUGACCAAUCAAGGAAUAUCAGAUGCUGUGAUAAAAGUGGAGGACCACGACCAUGAUAUACGAUCAGCUGCUGACGGGGACUACUGGCGUCUGCUGAACCCAGGAGAGUACAAGGUGGUGGUCUGGGCCGAGGGUUACUUCCCCUCAAUGCGUCGGUGCCAUGUUGGCAUGGAGCCACGUGCCACCAUCUGUGACUUCACCCUCACCAAAACGCCCCUCCAGAGACUGAAAGAGAUCCGGGCCAAGGGGUUGAAGAUCCCACAGGACUUCCUCCAGCUGCGUCUCCGGGCCCUGAGGCUCCGCAAGCUGCGCGCCACCACCAAGGUCCUCAACCAGCGCAGGGUGGGCCAGAGGACGCUGCAGGAGGAGAGGAAGGCUCGGGGGGCGUGAUGGGGGAGAGUCAAGAGGCAGAAGGGGGAGAGGGGCCAAAGAAAAGCCCCGGAUAUGAGCUCAAGAAGUUCAAAAGGAGAAAACUGACCUCUGGAAAAAGGGACUUGUUCCCGCUUGGAAGGACAAGAUUAAAGGGUCCGUUCAUCCAAUUAACAAAAUAUAUUUAUUUCAUGUCGUUUGUCGUAAAACAUUUGCCGCCAAAUAUUUGGCUGUACUGACCCUUUAGGGCUGAUUAAGACAGGAUCCUAGUUUUUUUCCAAAACAUGGACAAAAUCUGAACUUUAAAAAAAAAAGAUUGACAAAGAUUUUGUGCAUCUUCACGUUAAAAACAGCCUUCACUGAAUGCUAAAGUUUAAUUUACCUUUUGUUUUUAUUCCUAUUAACUGUUUGAGUAGACAUAGCAGUUGAUGUAGUGAUGUUGACGACUGAGUUGAGGAUUUAAGUGUCAGCUGGUCUGAUAUGACAUGUUUUUUCAAAAUAUGUCUUUUGGUUUGAUUGACCAUAAAAUCUGUAAUAAAUAUUACUUAUUUGUG
Gymnodraco acuticeps is the source of this 2838-nucleotide messenger RNA. Its product is annotated as probable carboxypeptidase X1. Gene Ontology annotation, molecular function: zinc ion binding; metallocarboxypeptidase activity. Lineage: Eukaryota; Metazoa; Chordata; Actinopteri; Perciformes; Bathydraconidae. The transcript is spliced from 13 exons. Gene Ontology annotation, biological process: proteolysis. The record is from RefSeq and is a predicted model, not a curated record. Bases 35 to 2305 code for a protein of 756 amino acids.